This is a messenger RNA of Striga hermonthica, 1182 nucleotides long. The record is from the annotation of a GenBank genome assembly. Lineage: Eukaryota; Viridiplantae; Streptophyta; Magnoliopsida; Lamiales; Orobanchaceae.
AUGAAGUCAGCUCAGGCAUGGCGUCUUGGCAUGAAAAACAUGCAAAUGCUGCCAGGGCCUCGCCAGCGUGGUCAAUUGAAGAAGCCAACGUGGAUUAUUGUGUUGGUUUCUUUAGUUAGCUUGUUCUUAGUUUGUGCUUAUGUCUAUCCUCCUCAGAAUUCUGCAGCGUGUUACUUGUUGUCGUCUCAUGGCUGUAAGACAUUACAAGAUUGGCUUCCGCCCGUGCCUGCUAGGGAGCUUAGUGAUGAUGAAUUUGCUUCUCGUGUUGUGAUUAGAGAUAUUCUGGCUAUGCAUCCUAAUAUUUCUGCAAACCCCAAAAUUGCAUUCCUGUUCCUGACACCAGGUGCACUACCAUUUGAGAGGCUGUGGGAUAAAUUUUUCCAGGGCCAUGAAGGUAGGUUCUCUGUCUACGUGCAUGCAUCCAAGGAUAAACCUGUACAUUUUAGCCGCUAUUUCAUCAAUCGGGAGAUUCGUAGCAGCAAGGUCGCAUGGGGAAAAAUUUCAAUGGUUGAUGCUGAAAGGCGGCUUUUAGCAAAUGCACUAAAAGAUCCAGACAACCAGCAUUUUGUACUACUUUCAGACAGCUGCAUACCGCUUCGAGAUUUUGAUUAUGUUUACAACUAUCUCAUGUACACAAAUGUUAGCUUUGUAGAUUGCUUUGAUGAUCCUGGUCCACAUGGAACUGGCAGAUACAGUGAAAAUAUGUUGCCUGAAGUAGAGAAGAAAGACUUUCGGAAGGGUGCUCAGUGGUUCACUAUGAAGCGACAACAUGCUCUUAUAAUCAUGGCUGACAGCCUCUACUACAGUAAAUUCAGAGAUUAUUGCAGGCCAGGCAUGGAGAAGGGACGCAACUGUUAUUCUGAUGAACAUUAUCUACCUACUUUUUUCCAUAUGCUUGAUCCGGGUGGAAUAGCCAAUUGGUCAGUAACCCAUGUUGAUUGGUCUGAGGGCAAGUGGCAUCCAAAGUCGUAUAGUGCACAAGAUGUAACGUUUGAGCUGAUGAGAAACAUUACAUCCAUCAUGGACAGUGUGCACGUGACCAGCGAGGAGAAGAAAGAAGUUCAGAUCAGACCAUGCUUGUGGAACGGAAACCCACGACCCUGUUAUUUGUUUGGGAGGAAAUUUAUGCCUGAAACCAUCGAGAAGCUAAUACGGCUCUUCCCCAAUUAUACAUCUAUUUGA